AUGCUGAACUUCCACUACGGAAUAGUCAUUGAUUCGGGCUCUUCAGGGUCACGUAUCCAGAUCUACAGAUGGCAGGAUCCCGAGGUGGUGAAAGAGUUCGCGUCACCGGCGGAACUUGCGCUGCCUCCCAAGAUCUAUCAUGAUGAGAAAUGGACACACAAGAUCUCACCAGGAAUAUCGACUUUUGGCGAAAAAACAAACAAAAUAUGGAACGAUCAUUAUAAGAAGCUAAUAAAUUUUGCUUUAACGGUCGUUCCUCAAGAUAAGGUGGCCAGCACUCCCAUCUACGUCUUAUCUACUGCCGGAAUGAGACUCUUGCCAGAGAAACAACGUAAUGCUGUGUUGAAAGAGACAUGCAGAUCGCUUCAGAAGAACUCUAACUUCUUAAUUAAUGACUGUGCGGACCAUGUGCAAGUGAUUGAUGGAGGAACCGAGGGUAUUUAUGGAUGGUUGGCUCUCAAUUACUUGAUGGGACAAUUCGACAACUACGAGGUACAUGACGAAACCCACGAGUCAAUUGGUUUCAUGGACAUGGGUGGAGCUUCGACGCAGAUAGCGUUUGUCCCGUCUUCUCCCGAGGAAAUUAAAAAACACGACGAAGACUUGUCGAGAGUGGUGUUGCGGAAUAUCAAUGGAGAACUGCAGACGUGGCGAGUUUUCGUAGAGACGUGGCUUGGAUUCGGUGCUAACCAGGCCAGGUCCCGCUACUUAAAGAACCUCAUAUCGUUGAGUACAUACUCGAAGUUGCUGAAGAAAACCGUGCUCGAUCCAUGCAUGCCUAAAGAUGCACAAAUCAAGGGGUUUGAACAAGACGGGAAAAAGUAUAACAUCAAGGGAACAGGAAAUUACGAGAGCUGUAUCAGGGAUAUAUAUCCGUUGUUGAUGACCCACUUACCUUGUGUGGAUGAGCCAUGUCUUUUCAACGGAAUGCACACACCUCAGAUGAACUUCGAAAAGGACAAGUUUGUGGGAGUUUCUGAAUACUGGUACACUGCCAAUGAUAUUUUCCAUAGUGGAGGAGAAUAUAACUUCCACAGUUUUAACGAAAAGGUCAAGGGAUUUUGCGAGAGUUCGUGGGAGGACGUCUUGAAGAACUCCAAAGAUGGUCAGUACUCCCAAUUGCCCGAGAGUUUUCUCUAUGAUGCAUGUUUCAAGGCCAGUUGGGUGGUAAACGUUCUUCAUGAAGGCUUCAAGCUUCCUAGGUUGGGACUUGAUAUCAACGCUCUGCCUGAUUCGUCCGACGUAACAGCUGUUGAAAAGGUCCAUGUUCCUUUCAAGUCUGCAGACUCGGUCAACGGCGACGAGCUCUCAUGGACCUUGGGAAAAAUCUUACUUGUUGCGUCGUCAAACAUUGAAGCUGCGGACUCUCAAAAAGUCGGAUUGACACUCAGUGAAAUUUCCACCAAACAUAAUUCGGACGACGAAGACUCUGAUGACGAAGAAGCAAGUACGUUCCCCAUGUUCUACACAUUCAUUCUCCUUGCAUUGAUGUUCUUUGUACUUUACAAGAUGGGCUUGAAGCUGGUCAACCGAGUCGUCAACGCAUUUAAUCGUCCAAGUCCAAUGAGGAUGCCUCCAUCGAUCAAACCGGGGCUUAACUGGAUGAAAACGCACUCUCCAUCAUUUGUUCGUCCUCAUAUCGCACGUGUGGUUAACUAUAUCGAAUUACAGCAACAGACGGGCCUUAGCAACGAGUUGGAGUCUGGACCAAGUUUCCCGUCUGCUUCCCCUCUGGCUAACAAUCUCGCUGACCUCUCGGUGUUGAGAACACGUUCCACCAUCAAUUUGCAUGAAACAGACGACAACUCACGUCCUGUGGAGUUCCUCAACAAGCCAUUCACUAACCCGAAGAAGAAUGCCUUGUUUGAGAACCGAGACUCAAUUCCGCGAGUUUCCAGUUCGAGCUCAGUAGCACGGACAAAGCCAUAG
Molecule: messenger RNA, 1929 nt
Organism: Sungouiella intermedia
Lineage: Eukaryota; Fungi; Ascomycota; Pichiomycetes; Serinales; Metschnikowiaceae
Source: the annotation of a GenBank genome assembly